Messenger RNA from Salmo salar (Atlantic salmon), 1074 nucleotides. The record is from RefSeq and is a predicted model, not a curated record. NCBI's taxonomy places the organism in Eukaryota, Metazoa, Chordata, Actinopteri, Salmoniformes, Salmonidae.
GCCUCCAGCUCUGGUCGUGGACUGACAUCCAGGAAGAGAGAAGUAGGCAUGCUUUAAUUAUUAUACAACGGGUGGGUCUAAUCCUGAAAGUUGAAUGGUUAAAAGGUUAUUCCAGGGAUCUCGGGCAUUAUCACAUAAGUACGGUAGAUGUAAUUCAUGUGUUUCCAUUAGGCAAAGAAAAAUGUGUGUUAUGUUUAACAGUUGCAAAAUAUAUAUAUCUAUAUAUGUAUAUAUGUAUUAUUUUGAUUUUUGUUUUGUUCAUUUUAGUUGUAGAGAUGAGUUCUUUCUGUCAUAUUUGUUGUAGUCACAACAACAUCAUGAUCAUUGCAGUAGGCAACAGUGUGCUCUUUUAAUUCAGUACAUUCAUUGGACAAACAUAUGUGCUGAAGACUAUAUGACUAUUUUUGUAUUAUUUCAGGUGGGCUGCUUUCCAGAAGGCAAUUACAAAAUCAUUCUACAGUAGUUAUGUAUACAAACUCUACAUACAUGUUGAGCAUGGAAUCACUGGCCAUAGCUCCAUCAGGUGUUUACCCAGCGUUUCAUUUUGGAACCCUUACGUACUGUUUCAUUGUGUUUUGCAACGUGACGGUUUUAUCCACCAUAGCCCUGGACAGAAAGCUGCAUAAACCCAUGUUUAUCCUACUCUUCAACAUGCCUAUCAAUGAUUUGAUUGGUGCUACAGCCUUCAUCCCUCAGCUGUUGGUUAGCAUCCUGGCUCAGAACAGGUCCAUCUCCUACCCUGCAUGCUACCUCCAAGCUCUGCUCGUCCACCUGUAUGGAGCUGGCUCCUUAACUAUCCUGACUAGCAUGGCUUAUGACAGGUAUAUCGCAAUCUGCUGUCCACUGAGGUAUAACUCUAUCAUGAGUUCCAGUAACUUGAUGAAAAUCAUCAUUUUCAUGUGGCUUUUGGUCAUUACCCUGAUUGUGGUUCUGCUGGCUCUGGUCACUCGCUUCAAGAUCUGCAGAACAACAAUAGUGGAUAUUUAUUGUAACAAUCCAUCAUUAGUGAGGCUCAUUUGUGAUGACACACGUAUAAACAACUACUAUGGGUUGUUGAUAACAGCUGUCUUGUAA